GGAGAGUGGAAGUUGAAAUGGUCAGCAAUUGGACUUUCCUCAGCCUUUGAACCACAGUUCCGAUGACCAAAGACCGGUCUUAAUGCUAUUUUUCUCCGUCAAACUUUUCUCUUUCAGCUCCUUUCUCCUUCCCUCUUUUCUUCAUUCAAAACGAGGGUUUACCUUAAAACCCACACCACCUUCUCUCGUUCCUCAGCUUCUCAAUCUUAUAUCUUUGCAGUUUCAAAAACCCACGAACCUCAGAUCAUUAUAAUCAUGUUCUGUUAUAGUUUCCCCUUUUUCAGUUGAUCCAUUUCCUUCAUCAUUUGUCUCCAUAAUUUAGUAAUUUAGUACUUGAAUUCCUCGUAUUGGCUUCUCAUCUUAUACUUGCUAUUUCCUAUCAUUAUACGAUCUCUCGUGAUUAUAUGAGCUAGAAAAUUAGUAACCCACUGCAACAGUCAGCCUAGCUUGAUUACUUGAUCAAACCAUUGGAGUAGAGCUUAAUUUCUGAGUUAUAUUCAACUUGUAAAUGGAUAAUAUGGGGGACUGGGAGCAAACAAAGAAUCUUGUAAACGAGCUAACGCUAGGGAGAGAGCUAGCAAGGCAGCUCCAAAUCCAUCUCAACGUGCCAUCUUCUUCGCGAGAAACCCGUGAAGUGUUGGUCCAGAAAAUCCUUGCUUCCUUUGAAAAGUCACUUUCGGUGCUAAAUUUGAGCAGCUCAAUAAGAGAGACGAAUCCCACUGGAUUUGCCAUUGGGAUGUCUGAGUCGCCGCCUUCUCUAAGUGGAAGUCCCCGGAGUGAAGACUCCGACAGGGACUUCAAGGACCACGACCCUAAAGAUGGGUCUAGGAAGAGGAAGGGCACGCCAAGGUGGACACAGCAAGUGCGAGUUAACCCAGGGAUGGGACUAGAAGGGCCUCUUGAUGAUGGCUUUAGCUGGAGAAAGUAUGGGCAGAAAGACAUCCUUGGAGCUAAAUAUCCAAGGGGCUAUUAUAGAUGCACUCAUCGAAUUGUCCAAGGCUGUUUAGCAACAAAGCAAGUGCAACGAUCCGACGAAGACCCUACCAUCUUCGAGAUUACCUACCGAGGAAGGCACACAUGCAACCAAGCAUCCCAUAUGCUCCCUCCUUCACAGCCACUCGAGAAUCAAGAGCCAAACAGUGGCAUGGAGCAGCCCCAGCAACAGCAAGAAAAUCAACAGCAAUCUCAAGAUCUCUUAAAUAUUCGUUCAGGACUUAAAGUCAUAACCGAAGGAUUGGACUCGCACGAGCAAUCAGUUCCUCCUUCCCACUUUCUUUCUGGAUCAAAUUUUAAGGCAGAAAAUCAAGUGUUUUCACCUCCUACUGUUGAUAAGAGCUUCAAGGGGAUUUAUUCUCAAUCUAAUUUCAUAUCUCCUACGACGUCUGGGAAGAGCUAUUUCUCUGCUUCUUCAUCUGGGAUGCAGCAUUACUUGGGAGGGAAUCAGAAUUUUCAGACUUCUGAAUUUGAGCUGAAUGACAUAAUCUCUGCUGCUACUUCAACUACAGACUCUCCUACAGUUGGUUUGGAUUUCCCAUUUGGCAAUGUAGAAUUUGAUCCAAACUUCACAUUCGACAACUCAGGAUUCCUUCCCUAGUGUAGACAGCAGAAGCAUCUGCUCUGAUCAGCAAUCGCACUCCGUCACUUGCACUAUAUUACUAAUUAAUUAAGAUACAGUCGUGUUAAUUUGUAGGCAUAGAAAAUUUUGCUUAACGUGUUUCAUUUACAAGUAUUUUCACCCCUUAAAUCAUUAAUUAUUGUCUUGUGUUUCAUGCAAAUAAUAAUUGUAUUAUAAAAUUUCUCAAUUGUAUUUGUUUUUGUAUUUUUAUCUUGUAAGCAGGUGAAAACCUAAUAUAUAUAUAAUUGUAUUUGUAAUUCUUGUAAAUUUUCUCUUGCACUGUAUCUUUUUC
Messenger RNA from Manihot esculenta (cassava), 1907 nucleotides. Its product is annotated as probable WRKY transcription factor 30. Gene Ontology annotation, cellular component: nucleus. Lineage: Eukaryota; Viridiplantae; Streptophyta; Magnoliopsida; Malpighiales; Euphorbiaceae. Gene Ontology annotation, biological process: regulation of DNA-templated transcription. Gene Ontology annotation, molecular function: DNA-binding transcription factor activity; transcription cis-regulatory region binding. The coding region runs from base 509 to 1594 and encodes 361 amino acids. The transcript is spliced from 3 exons. The record is from RefSeq and is a predicted model, not a curated record.